Messenger RNA from Sorex fumeus (smoky shrew), 4874 nucleotides. It is a transcript of the gene CUL4B, whose product is annotated as cullin 4B. The record is from RefSeq and is a predicted model, not a curated record. Lineage: Eukaryota; Metazoa; Chordata; Mammalia; Eulipotyphla; Soricidae. The transcript has 21 exons. Gene Ontology annotation, cellular component: Cul4B-RING E3 ubiquitin ligase complex. Bases 70 to 2793 code for a protein of 907 amino acids. Gene Ontology annotation, molecular function: ubiquitin protein ligase binding. Gene Ontology annotation, biological process: protein ubiquitination; DNA damage response; ubiquitin-dependent protein catabolic process.
CGCUCUCCCCCUCCCCACUCUACCCCCCCACUCCAAUCCUGCGGACCUGGGGGCUUGGAUCUGGGAGCUAUGAAAAGUGUCUGCACAGUCACUUCCGGUUUUUCUUCCCCCAGUACCUCAACUGCUGCUGCUGCACAGGAGGUCAGAUCUGCCACUGAUGGUAAUACCAGCGCCACUCCGCCCACCUCUGCCAAGAAGAGAAAGUUAAACAGCAGUAGCAGUAACAGUAGUAACGAGAGAGAAGACUUUGAUUCCGCCUCUUCGUCCUCUUCCACUCCUCCCUUACAACAGAGAGAUUCUGCCUCCCCGUCCACUUCAUCCUUUGCCUGCCUCGGAGUUUCAGUGGCUUCUAGCAGCCACACACCGGUACAAAAGAAGCUCCGUUUUGACGAAACCCUGGAGUUAGUAGGGUUUGAUACGAAGAUGGCUGAGGAAUCCUCCUCUUCCUCCUCCUCAUCUUCACCCACUGCUGCAACAUCUCAGCAGCAGCAACUUAAAAAUAAGAACCUGUUCUCAUCUGUGUCUUCGGUGCAUCACGCAAACGGCCUAACCAAAGCUACCACCGUCUCUAGUUUUGCUAGCAGCAAGCCGGGCUCGGCUAAGAAGUUAGUCAUCAAGAACUUUAAAGAUAAGCCUAAAUUACCAGAAAACUACACAGAUGAAACAUGGAAUAAAUUAAAAGAAGCAGUGGAAGCUAUCCAGAAUAGUACUUCGAUUAAAUACAAUUUAGAAGAACUUUAUCAGGCUGUGGAAAAUCUGUGCUCUUACAAGAUUUCUGCCAACUUGUACAAACAGCUGAGACAGAUUUGUGAAGAUCACAUCAAAUCACAAAUUCUCCAGUUUAGAGAGGAUUCGUUGGAUAGUGUUCUUUUCUUAAAGAAGAUUGAUAGAUGCUGGCAAAACCACUGUAGACAAAUGAUAAUGAUCAGGAGCAUAUUUCUCUUCCUGGAUAGAACUUAUGUUCUUCAGAACUCAAUGCUACCCUCCAUUUGGGAUAUGGGUCUGGAGUUAUUUAGAGCCCAUAUUAUAAGUGAUCAGAAAGUCCAGAAUAAGACAAUUGAUGGCAUUCUCCUCCUGAUAGAAAGGGAAAGGAAUGGUGAAGCCAUUGACCGGAGUUUGCUUCGAAGCCUCUUAAGCAUGCUUUCUGAUUUGCAACCUUUUCAUUCUGUAUCGCCCUCCCAGAUUUAUCAAGAUUCUUUUGAACAACGAUUUCUGGAAGAAACUAAUAGGCUGUACGCAGCAGAAGGCCAAAAGCUGAUGCAGGAAAGAGAGGUUCCUGAGUAUCUUCAUCAUGUUAACAAACGUCUAGAAGAAGAAGCAGACAGACUUAUUACUUACUUAGAUCAGACCACCCAGAAAUCAUUAAUCGCUACUGUAGAAAAGCAACUUCUAGGUGAACACUUAGCAGCAAUUCUCCAGAAAGGUUUAACUAAUCUCCUUGAUGAAAACCGGAUUCAAGAAUUAUCUCUACUCUACCAACUUUUCAGUAGAGUUCGAGGUGGCGUUCAGGUUCUUUUGCAACAGUGGAUUGAAUACAUUAAGGCAUUUGGCAGCACUAUAGUAAUUAAUCCAGAAAAAGAUAAAACCAUGGUUCAAGAAUUGCUGGAUUUUAAAGAUAAGGUGGACCACAUAAUCGAUAUUUGUUUUAUGAAGAAUGAGAAAUUCAUCAAUGCCAUGAAAGAAGCAUUUGAAACAUUUAUUAACAAAAGACCAAACAAACCUGCAGAACUUAUAGCUAAGUAUGUAGAUUCAAAGCUUCGUGCAGGCAACAAAGAAGCCACAGAUGAAGAACUUGAAAAAAUGUUGGAUAAGAUUAUGAUCAUUUUUAGAUUUAUCUAUGGCAAGGAUGUUUUUGAAGCCUUCUACAAGAAAGAUUUAGCCAAACGCCUGUUAGUUGGGAAGAGUGCAUCUGUAGAUGCUGAAAAAUCAAUGCUCUCCAAACUUAAGCAUGAAUGUGGAGCUGCUUUUACCAGCAAACUUGAAGGAAUGUUUAAAGACAUGGAACUUUCUAAAGACAUCAUGAUUCAGUUCAAACAGGUAAAAUAUAUGCAGAAUCAGAAUGUACCUGGAAAUAUUGAGUUAACUGUGAAUAUCCUGACAAUGGGUUAUUGGCCAACUUAUGUGCCUAUGGAAGUUCAUUUGCCACCAGAGAUGGUAAAACUUCAGGAGAUUUUUAAGACAUUUUAUCUGGGUAAACAUAGUGGCCGAAAACUUCAGUGGCAGUCAACCCUCGGCCACUGUGUACUAAAAGCAGAAUUUAAAGAAGGGAAAAAAGAACUUCAGGUCUCUCUCUUCCAAACUUUGGUGCUGCUAAUGUUUAAUGAGGGAGAGGAGUUCAGUUUAGAAGAAAUCAAGCAGGCUACUGGAAUAGAGGAUGGAGAAUUACGGAGAACACUACAGUCAUUGGCUUGUGGCAAAGCCAGAGUUCUGGCAAAAAAUCCAAAAGGCAAAGAUAUCGAAGAUGGUGACAAGUUCAUUUGUAAUGAUGACUUCAAACACAAACUUUUUAGGAUAAAGAUCAAUCAGAUCCAGAUGAAAGAAACGGUUGAAGAACAAGCAAGUACUACAGAAAGAGUAUUCCAGGACAGACAGUAUCAAAUUGAUGCUGCAAUUGUUCGAAUUAUGAAGAUGAGAAAGACCCUUAGCCACAAUCUCCUUGUUUCAGAAGUGUACAAUCAGUUGAAAUUUCCAGUGAAGCCUGCUGAUCUUAAGAAGAGAAUAGAGUCAUUAAUUGACAGAGAUUAUAUGGAAAGAGAUAAAGAAAAUCCGAACCAGUACAACUACAUCGCAUAAAAUAUUGGCCUUGGGAGGAGCAUUUGGUGUCAUGCAGUAGCCAGUGAAUAACUAAUCUGUUGAUCCUGUAUUAUUUGACUUGUUUUAUACUACCAAUGACCAAAUGAAGCAAUGUAAUGGAGUAGUUGGUGGACUGUUUCAGUGGUUAACAUGCCCAGUUAAAGAGUAAUACUUACCUUUAAGAAGAAUGUUGUUGAACUCUUUGCAUGUUAUUUAGUAUGAUGUGCAGAAAAUUCUUAAGAAAGUACCUGGUCUUCAUGAUUCCUCUUUGGAACUGGGGAAGAGGUUCCUAUGCCUAUUAAAACAGAAGGGGGGUUCUUAUACACCAUUAAUUACUAAGCAAAAGGUUUAUUUGCUUAAAAUGUCAUUUAAAGAUACUUAAACUGCAUGCAGACUUUAUUUACUGUACAGAGUUCUGGAUGUAUUUAUCAAAUAGAAAAACCACCCUGGACUUGGUUGUUCACCUGUUUUGUGAUUUCCCUUGAAAAGAAAAAUAAGUUGUCAUAGCUAAUUGAUAUUUUACUAGGUAUUGUUCUGUUACAUUAAAAGGGAUUUUUUUGGUCAAAAAAGAGCGUAUUUGGAAACAACUUUUCAAGUAGAGGGACAGUUGCUUACUCAUAUAUAUAUAUACACAUCCUAGAAUUUUCCACUUAUGACUAUGGAAUGUGUGUAUAUAAAUAGCCCUAAGUUUACUGUGCUAAUUAACAGGUACUUAUAAAAAAUAGCUGGAAUAGAAAAUUGCUGAUGGAGUUGUACUAGAAGAAUAUGAUAGGAGAGAAAAAUCCCGGCUCUUUCUUUAUAUUAAAAAUGAAUACUAUUUGAACAUUGCAAAAGAGACCAAAAUAAUAUGUUUUGUAAAUUUAAUUUACAAAAAUUACAAGAGCAAAAAUUCAACUAAUUCUCAACUUCCUUUUGACUUUGUUGUUUGAUCAGUUUUGUCUUUAACUUGGACCAAUUGUAGAUUGUUACAGGCUUCCUAGGAUUUACCAUUCCUGUUUACCAAAGUUUUUUUUUUGGGAAGCAUCCCAGCUCUCCUCCUCGUUGGUAAAAAAUGCCCUUUCUAUUCUCAUUCGAACUUUCUGAAGCCUUAGACAUAAACAUUUUCCUCACAUAGCCCUUAAUUGGGAAUUUCAAAUUCUGUCAUGCUGAUCUUAACUCCUUUCAAAACUGCUUAAAGAUUUAAAAACUCACACAGCCACUGGACACCUUUCAAGAAAAUGUCCUCGAAUUGUUCAUAUAUAGAAAAUAGCAAAAGUGUUUACAGUGUAAGUGAGACUUUUGAUUCUUUGUUUAUUUUUCCUUGGAACUUUGAAGAGAAUGGAUUUUGGAGGAAAAGCAGAAAAUGUUGUUUUGACUUUUAAUAUCAAAACUGCUUUAGUGCUUUUUGCAGCCGUAUAUAUCCUAGACUAUUUGGAGCCAUUAGUAACAACCUAGGUCCUAAUCUUCAACUGGAGGAGACUUUUGGCUCUUGUGUCUGCUAUUUCUUCAGCUCUCAAAAUCGGCUAUAAAAAGUUGCCUGUUUCUAAUUGUACCAACUUAAACACUGUUGUCUAAUAAUCUGUGGUACUUAGAAUGCCUUUCUAAUGCUUUUUGAGCAACCAUUGCCUGUAUUUUCAUAGAUCCUCCCUGGGUCCCUUACAUGAGCUCAUUUGAGAAUGAAUAUGCCUUUUUUACCCCCUCUCUGUAAUGGACCAUCUAUGUCAGUGUUGAAACAUCUCUCUGAUGGUGUCUGAGAGAUGUAGACUACAUCAUAAGACCUGAUAGUUACUCUUAAGGAAUUUCUAGGUAGACUUGGUCCUGUUAGGAGGAGACUUGGUGUCACUUUUAUUAUCUGGAGGCUGGUCCCCUCCCUCCCUGUGGCUUUUCAGUUUUCGAAAAUUUGAUGCUGUUUCAACUGAAAAAUUGGUGUAGCUAUUAAACAAGUUGAGGGGAGCUGUAUGAGCAAUUAAAAGGUAAUACAAACGACAUGGAAAAUUGUGACUUUCGGUUGUUGUUCUGUAUCAGUUGAAUUUUUGUGCUCUUUUCCCUGUGUACGUGGUGGUUCUAUUUUUCUCCAAUAAAAGUUUUAUUUAAAAAAAAAA